This is a messenger RNA of Alligator sinensis (Chinese alligator), 3663 nucleotides long. RefSeq names its product regulator of microtubule dynamics 2 (gene RMDN2). Bases 91 to 1353 code for a protein of 420 amino acids. NCBI's taxonomy places the organism in Eukaryota, Metazoa, Chordata, Crocodylia, Alligatoridae. The transcript has 11 exons. Gene Ontology annotation, molecular function: microtubule binding. The record is from RefSeq and is a predicted model, not a curated record. Gene Ontology annotation, cellular component: mitotic spindle pole; cytoplasm; spindle microtubule.
GGGCUUCCCCGGGCAGCUGGUGCUGGGGGCUCUGCGGGGGGUCAUCCUGUGCUGCCUCCGGAGACUGCCCUGUUUCAGAAAACCAAAGAAAUGUACCACUCUGAAAACAAAGGACUGGUCCUAGGCAUCAUGGCAGGGGCUGCUGCUGCAAUAAGUUUCUUCCUGAUUUGGUAUCACAAGGUCCGAAAACCUUGGGCAUCUAUACAUUUGCCUGCAUUUCUGGAUUUCGACAACAGGUUUCAUUUUGUGGGCUUACAGAAUGAAACUCACAAUGAAUCGGGAACCGUAAUGACCUUACAUGGAAGACAGCUACAGGUACUGGAGAAAUUGAAUGGCCUAGUAAUUAGUGUGGAAGAACUGAAGAGAGAGAUAAAGUUUCUUAAAGAAGCUAUUCCAAAAUUGGAAGAGCUUGUUCGAGAUGAACUCCAAGGGAAGGCCAAUGCUCACAGAAUUAGCCCUUCACACAGAGCAACAAAAAAGAGAAAAGCAGAGACAGCUCGUGGUACACCAGACAACGCGAGCUCUGAGGAGGCAGAAAGUGAAGGAGGUUAUAUUACAGCUCACACUGACACUGAAGGAGAAUCUGAAGAAGAAAAGGGAUGGGUUAUUUCAUCUGGAGCCACUGUUGUGAGAUCAGAAGAAGAAACAAAAUUAACAAAUCUUCUACAGAAUGUGGACCAUUUGCAUGGUGGUUCAGUUGAUGAUAAAAAGAAGAGCUUCAGGCUGUUACUUGAGGAAAAGGAACAGUAUGGGAAACAUGCAAGGUUUCUUUGGAGACUUGCACGAGCUUACGGGGAUAUGUUCGAGAUGACUACUGAUGUUGAAGAAAAGAAGAAAUAUGUUGCAAAUGGAAAGAUUAGUGCUGGAAAAGCUAUUCAGUUGGAUGCCAUGAGUGCUGAAAGUCACCAGUGGUUUGCAGUUAUGUGUGGUUAUAUGUCUGAAUUUGAAAGUAUGCAAAACAAAAUCAAGAAUGGUUAUCUCUUUAAGGAACAUCUGGACAAAGCAAUCGAACUUAAGCCUCAAGAUCCCUUUUUAUAUUACCUAAAUGGAAGGUGGUGCUAUUCUGUAUCUCAGUUGUCUUGGAUUGAGAAAAAAGUAGCUGCAGCUCUUUUUGGAACUCCACCAACUUCAACAAUAGAGGAAGCCUUGCAGAAUUUCUUAAAGGCUGAAGAAAUGCAUCCUGGAUAUUCCAAAUAUAAUUAUGUCUAUUUGGCAAAGUGCUACAAGAAACUUGGCCAGAAAAGCAAUGCACUGAAGUACUGUGAUUCUGCACUGUCAGUUUUAUCAGUUACCAGUGAGGAUAGAGAGGCCCAGAAAGAUUUAGAAACUUUACUUCUAACACUGAAGCCAUGAUUAAAAGCACUUUUAAGUCUUCCUACUGUGAAGAUACUGUAGAAGAUCAAUGAGAAACUAGUCACAGGAGACUUUCAAAACUUGUUGAAGCCCAUGGAAUAACACUCAUUGAUUUCUGCGGGAUUUGGUUCGGGUCUUUAAGCAGUUAGGAUAUGCAAAUAAUGUUUUCCGACUUUUUGAAUCAUAGCUUUAUUUUUAAUUUUUGGAUCUAAGAUUUGUUUUAAAUGGUUAUUGCUGGAAGUUUAUUUUUCUUACCAUGAAGUCCACUGCUGGCAAUGGUCACCACAGAGGCUAGAAUACAAAAUGCAUUGAUCUGUGUUCUUUGAAGGAUCAGUUAAUCUGCAGCAUUAGCACAGAAUUGUGUGCAGCAUUAGCUGCUUUGUCUUUACAUUAAAUUAUAUUCUUGUCAACUGAUCUAUAUAAAUAUUUGUAAAUGUAAAUCAUGAAACAUAUUGUUAUAUGUGUGUUCCUCUGCUUUUACUCACAAAAAUAUGUAAUCUUAAUUACAUUAAGGAAAAAAAUAGUCCUAAAAAAUACUUUUUACAUUUAACCUAUUGGUGGCUUUCCUGGAAAUAUGAAAAAAUUACAGAUUGGGUAUUACAUUUGUAUAUUAUGUUAUUUGAAACCUCUGCCAGUAAAAUAUUAAAACCAGACCAGUGAAAUGAAGCAUUUUGGCUAAAUCUGUUCCAAUUUUGACAUGUCAGUCUGGAAAAAAAAAAUGUUUGAGCCCCAUCAGGUAUAUGAAUCCUGGGCAAGUCUCUUUACCAUCUUAGGGUGGUGUCAGAUGGUCUUUUGCAACCCUUCUCCUGUUUAUAACGAUUAUAGAUCUUUUAUGUGAGGUCUGUCCAACUUUGGUGCAGCUAGGCAGGGAUGGGCAAAAUGCAGCCAGGCCAUUCUGUCCAGUCUGCAGGGCCCCUAAAAAAAUUAGAAAAUGAAUAUUUAUCUGCCCUGGGCUGCCUGUCAUGCGGCCCUCGAUGGCUUGCCAAAACUCAGUAAGCGGCCCUCUGCCCAAAAUAAUUGUCUGCCCCUGAGCUAGGGGAUGAAUGUAAGAAGUGAUCAAGGGAAGUGAUUCUUCUGUUCUAUUUAGUACUGGUGAGGCCUCAUUUGGAGUAGUGAUUAUGAAUGAGGGUGGUUAAGCAGAGCAUUGGAACAGGCUACUCAGAGAAAGUAUAGAAUCUGCACUCUUUGAAACUUUCAAAAGCAGUUUGGACAGACACGUGGCUGGGAUGGUUUAGUCAGAGACGAUCCUGCUUUGAGCAGGGGGCUGAACUAUGAGAUUUCUUCCAGCCUUACCUUCCUAAGAUCCUAUAUGGUGCCUAUAUAUAGCCCUGGGGCCACGCACCAUGCAGGCUGCAUAAACAGUCCCCUACUUCCAGCACAUGGCCCCCCCUGCAGCCUAGGCAGUAGCACAUAGAUCCCCUGCUCCACCACCACAUGGCUCCCCCAGCCUCCGACACAUGGCAGCAAAAGGGGUGGCCACUGGGGCCCAUGAGCCGCAUAUUAACUGCAAACCUCCAAGUGGACAGUCCUGUUUUAUUUCAUGUAUCAAACCAGGAGUUUAUGGAGCAGCAGGUAUCUCAGACUUGUGUUCAUUUGGAAACUGAAUCAAGGCUUACUGAAGUUAGUAGAUUCCAAAUCCGUCAAAAAGCUUUAGAUCAGGAGUUUAAUCUGGAUUAAAGUAUAUAACCAGAACAAAGAAACAGUUUUUAUAAACGUUAAUUGAAACAAGUUAGGUGAAUGUAUAAAUCUUCUUUUAUCCUUUGUUUGGUUGGAAAAUGAGGUAAUGAGUACCAAUUGACUGAUAAAAGAGUAUAGAACUCUACAGCUUUUAAAACCAAUGGCAUACCCCACUCUGUUUCUGAAGUCUGUGGUAUUGCACAUACAGCUGCUGUGAUUUUGGCCCUCAGUUUAGGACUGAAUCCAGACCACACACCAGACUCACUAGUGCAGAACAUUUAUUAUCAUGUCACAAAACCAGCCCUCUAGAGAGUUUAGAAAUGCACAUUACCGCUACCUUUAACAACUUGGCUUAUUUUGUCAUGCAUGUGGAUUAAAUCUGUUCUUUAAAUUAAAACCAUUUCUUAUGAAAUUUUCACUUUAAAUUACAUUACCAAACUUCUUCAGAGCAGCUUUUCUAAACUAAAUCACUGUGCUGUUUUAAUUUUUUCACCAAUAUUAUUUGUCUGUAUGUAGAAAAAAAGGGUUUCAAAACUACAGUUGAAUACAGCUCAUUUAAGUAAUUGUUUGUGAUCUAUGAACUAUGGAAGUCUUUUGCACACCAUUUUAUUAAACAGUAAUUUUCUCCUUAAU